Molecule: messenger RNA, 3549 nt
Organism: Hyposmocoma kahamanoa
Lineage: Eukaryota; Metazoa; Arthropoda; Insecta; Lepidoptera; Cosmopterigidae
Product: indole-3-acetaldehyde oxidase-like
Exons: 18
Coding region: 170-3391 (1073 amino acids)
Molecular function (GO): 2 iron, 2 sulfur cluster binding; oxidoreductase activity; FAD binding
Source: RefSeq, a predicted model, not a curated record
AAGUGCAUUCCAAUUUGGUUUUCAAUGUCUUUUUCUUAUAAAAAAAUAUACAGUUAAAGAGAAAGUUAAGUAUUAGAACUUGUCGCUGUGAACGUCAGCAAAGUUUUGUUCCAGGUGCUGCAAGCUCUAGACUUGUCAUUUGGAGUUAUAUUAAAAGAGGCUGUUUAAUAUGGAUAAAAUCGUAUUCACUGUCAACGGAGACGAGUAUACUUUGUCGGGUAGCGAGGUGAGCCCGGAGACGACGCUGAACGAGUUCCUGCGCGAUCACCUGCACCUGUUCGGCACGAAGGCCAUGUGCCACGAGGGCGGCUGUGGCGCCUGCGUCGUGGCCGUCGCCCACACUCACCCAGUUUCCAAGGAGAAAGAAAUCUUUUCUGUUAACUCGUGCUUAGUGCACGUCCUAUCGUGCCACCAGUGGGAGAUCACAACCAUCGAGGGUCUGGGCAACAGACGCGUCGGCUACCACCCGUUGCAGGCGCGGCUGGCCGCCUUCAACGGCACGCAAUGCGGCUACUGUUCGCCCGGCUGGGUCAUGGGCAUGUACAGCUUGUACGAGCGCGCGGGCCGCAAGCUGAGCGCCGCGGAGGUGGAGCGCUCGUUCGGCGGCCACGUGUGCCGCUGCACCGGCUACCGGCCCAUCCUCGACGCCUUCAAGUCCUUCGCCGGCGACGCCGACCCCGGCCUGGCCGCCCGCGCCGCCCGCGCCCCGGGCCUCCCCGACGUGGAGGACCUGUCCCGCGGCUGCGCGCCCGGCGACUGGUGCGUCAUCGGCGCGGGCGCCGCGGCCGCCGCGGCCGCCGGCGUCGUGGCGCUGCGGGGGGACAGGCACCGCUGGUACAAGGCCUACACCGUCAAGGAUGUCUUCACGAUCCUGGCGCGCGAAGGCACGAGCGACUGCAUGCUCGUCGCAGGCAACACGGGCAAGGGCGUGUUCUGGACAGGUGCGGCGCGCGUGCAGGUGGACAUCGCCUCGGUGGAGGAGCUGCGCGAGUGCCGGCGCGACGCCAACCUCUGCCUCGGCGCGGCGGCCUCGCUCACCGAGAUGAUGGAUCAGUGCAAGAAGUGGCAGACAGACAGCGACUUCCGCUACUUAGAGGAGUUCCACCAGCACCUCGACCUCGUCGCGCACGUGUCGGUCAGAAAUAUCGGCACCAUCGGCGGCAAUCUGGCAAUGAAGAACAAGCACCCCGAGUUCCCCUCAGACGUGUUUCUGCUCCUGGAUACCGUGCAGGCCACCAUCACCGUAGUGAACAGCUUGCUAGAAAAAAAGGAGCUGUCGCCGGCCGACUUCCUGCUGGAGGACUUGACCGGCAAGCUGAUCAGCAAGGUGGAGCUGCCGCCCCUCGGCGCCGACAACCUUGUGCGCACUUAUAAGGUGAUGGCGCGCGCGCAGAACGCGGUGGCCGUCGUGAACGCGGGGUUCCUGUUCCGGGUGGACGGCGCCGGCGAGGUGCGGGCGGCCACGCUCGCCUUCGGCAACAUCUGCGCGGGGCUGCAGCGCGCGCGCCGCGCCGAGGAGGCGCUGCGCGGGCGCCGGCUGUGCGCCGACGACGCGCUGCAGGCGGCGCUGCGGGCGCUGGCCGCCGAGCUGGCGCCCGCGCGAGGGCGGCUCCGAGUUUCGGACGCGAACCUCGGCCCGCAGGUGCGGCUGGACGUGACGGUGCAGCGCCAGCGGCGCGGCCUCGACGUGCGGCACGAGCUCGCCGGCUCGUUCAACAUGGGCGCGCAGUACCACUACUCGCUGGAGACGCAGAGCUGCCACUGCGAGCCCACGGAGCGCGGCCUGCGCCUGCGCAGCGCCACGCAGUGGCCCGACCGCGUGCAGCAGGCCGUGGCGGGCGUGCUGCGCCUGCGCGCCGCCGACGUGCAGGUGGAGACGCGCCACGUGGGCGGCGCCUACGGCGGGAAGGCGUCGCGCUCGGCGCUGGCGGCCUGCGCCUGCGCGCUGGCGGCGGCGCGCCUGGGCCGGCCCGCGCGCCUGGCGCUGCCGCUGCGGGACGGGCUGCGGGCGCUGGGCAAGCGCGGCGAGUUCGAGGCGACCUACUCGCUGGGCGCCGACGCCGCCGGCCGCCUGCAGCGCCUGGACGUGGAGUACUACUGCGACUGCGGCUGCAGCUUCAACGAGUCGCCCGUCGGCGCCGUGAAGAUGAUCGUCGUGCUGAGGAGCCUGUACGCCAGCGACACCUUCCAGCUGAAGGGGUACAGCGUGCGCACCGACAAGCCGUCCAACACGUGGUGCCGCGCGCCGGGGACCGCGGAGGGGACGGCGCUGAUGGAGCACAUCAUGGAGCGGAUCGCCCUCGCCACCGGCCGGGACCCGUUCGAGGUGCGCCUGGCGAACCUGGCGCCGGCGCACGACGACAUGCGCGACGUCGUCGCCGCGUUCCGGCGGGACUGCGACUUCGACCGGCGGCUGCUGGCCGUCGACCGGUUCAACGCCGACAACGCCUGGAGGAAGCGCGCCCUGAAGGCCACCCUCAUGUGGUACCCCGUCGACGCCGCGGGCCCCUUCAACGUGGUGGUGGCCGCGUACCACGGCGACGGCUCGGUGGCGCUGGCGCACGCCGGCAUCGAGAUGGGGCAGGGCAUCAACACCAAGGCGGCGCAGGUGUGCGCGCACGAGCUGGGCGUGCCGCUGGACACAGUGUCCGUGCGAGGCACCGACACGUUCACGUCGCCCAACGCGAUGGUGACCAGCGGCAGCUCCACGAGCGAGACCGUCGCCUUCGCCACCAUGCAAGCCUGCAAGGAGCUCAAGCGGCGGCUGGACCCGUUCCGGAAGGACGGCAUGACGUGGAAAUGCGUCGUGAAAGAAGCGUACAAAGCGGGCGUCGACCUGCAAGCGAGCUACACGACGCACCCGAGUGUGGACAAGCUGAAGCCCUACAGCGUGUACGGCGCGUGCUGCCUGGAGGUGGAGCUGGACGUGCUGACGGGGCAGCACGUGGUGCGGCGCGCGGACAUCUUCGAGGACACGGGCUUCAGCCUCAACCCGGACAUCGACGUGGGGCAGGUGGAAGGCGCGUUCGUGAUGGGGCUGGGCCUGUGGACGUCGGAGCACCUGGUGCAUGAGCCCGCGUCGGGCCGGCUGCUGACGGACAGCUCGUGGCUGUACAAGCCGCCGGGCGCGCAGGACAUCCCGCGCGACCUGCGCGUGGCUUUCCGCCGCAACUCGCGCAACGCUGCGGGGGUGCUGGGCUCCAAGGCGACGGGCGAGCCGGCCCUGGUGCUGGCGGUGGCCGUGGCGCUGGCGCUGCACCACACCAUCCUCGAGGCCAGGAAGGAGUUUGGCUACGUGGACGACGAGUGGCUGCACAUACAAAGCCCUUACACCCUGGAAACCAUACUAAACGCAAUAUCUCCUAAGACGGAAUAUUUCAAGCUCAAAUGAUACAAUUAAUAUGCAUAGAUAAAGAAAUACAAUAAUAACAAACUUUUAACCGAAUAUUGUUUGAUACAUUGACGUAUUUAAUACUUGUAAGAAUAUCACAUUUUUUAAAUUGUUUUGAUAAAUUAGGUACGUAAAGUGAAUGAACGAAGAACGAACGC